This is a messenger RNA of Zingiber officinale, 2512 nucleotides long. RefSeq names its product polyadenylate-binding protein 3-like. Bases 1789 to 2214 code for a protein of 141 amino acids. The transcript has 4 exons. The record is from RefSeq and is a predicted model, not a curated record. Gene Ontology annotation, molecular function: RNA binding. NCBI's taxonomy places the organism in Eukaryota, Viridiplantae, Streptophyta, Magnoliopsida, Zingiberales, Zingiberaceae.
GUCUGAUUGGUGCUUUUGGUUUAUACAUUACUUGAUAUUUGCAUCUGUGGAUUCAUGUGAUAUAAUUGACUUCUAUUUCUUGGACUGUGCAACACCCUUUGCUUGUAAUGGACCCUUGAACCUUAUUUAUUUAUAAUUCUGUAGAAUAAUCCAAUCAGGUAAAUAUACUCGAUGCUUAUUUUUCAGGUUUUUUAUUUAUAAUUCUGUAGAAUAAUCCAAUCAGGUAAAUAUACUCGAUGCUUAUUUUUCAGGUUUUUUAAUAUUUUACCAAUCUUCAAAUAUACUACCUACAACUAUAAAGAUGUUUCUUUGGAGUUUGGAUGUUAGAUUCUGGUAUUAUAUGAUAUAUCAACAAGUUGAUUAAGCUUGCCUUCCUUUUUGGUGGCAUAUUACUUUGCUGUGAGCCAUGCAAGGAGUGUCGACUAUAAUGCUCAAAUUUUUUGAAAACUGUGUCAGUGCUCAUUAGAAAUAUGAUAAUUGGAAAUAAAUUUGUUAUGGUGUGGCUAGAUUUUAGCGCUAAAUGAUUAUUAGUUGGUUUCAUUAUUCUCAAACCAGACAUCUUAAAUUUGUCAUUGUGAUAUUAUAGCAGAUCUAUACAAUAGUUACCAGACAUCUUAAAUUUGUCAUUGUGAUAUUAUAGCAGAUCCAUACAAUAGUUACCAGACAUCUUAAAUUUGUCAUUGUGAUAUUAUAGCAGAUCCAUACAAUAGUUAUCAACCACAAUAUCAAUAACCUACUCAACCAUAUAAACCAUUUAGUACUGCUUUCUAACUUUACGACCCAUUGCAUAAAUUUAAAUAUAUCCCUUUUCAUUCCCCAAGCAUUUCUCUUACUUUUUUAUCUGAAAACAUCAUAUCCAGCCUCUUAAAUAUAAAUAAGAUCAUAACUAAGAAUAAAUAGAAACCAUUUGAUCAUGAGGAAAUCACUUGCCUUGCUCAUUCAAUCCAAAAUUAUAGCAUUGCUUCACAAAUGAUUCUUUUUGUUAGCUCCGUUUAUUAGUUAAUUUUUCUUCCUCCAUGUUCUGACACUUUUUUGGUGAUAAUAUACACUUCAGGUGAGAACACAAAAUUGGCUUUCACCUUAGUUUUUCACUACAUUAUAAAAAGGUCAACUAUAUAGCCUUAGAGAUGAUGCAACUUAUAUGCGAACUGCUCAUAGUAAUUACUUGGUUAUUGCCAUUAUUUUGGGCACAUUGGGCCUGGUUAUAUUUGCUGUUUAAAAUUCUUUUCAUUCUCAUUGCAUUGGUGAAACACAUCAAAAAAAGUCUAUAGGAAAAGAAUUCUUUUUGGAUGUUGCUAUCGAAAUGCAUUUCAUUCUAUGACAAUCAUGUGUUUUUGAAAUUUGUUUAACAGAGCAUGUAAUAAUUGCCGCAGGUGCAUUCUUCCUUCUAUGACUUCUCUGUUACCCACUGUACAGGAUGCCCUUGAUUAUAGUUAGCUUAUAGUUGAGAAAAUUACAAAGAAAAAAAUGGAAAAUGAGAUUUUUUUAGGGGAAAAAGGAGAAUUACUUGAAAAAUAUUGAAGAGUUUGGAAGAAAUGAAUAUUUGGGCCAAAAAAAGAGCUUACAAAAAAAGUGGCAUAGCCAAAAUAAAAAGUAAAGAAAAAAAAAGAGAAAUGAAUUUAUCGGAUAACUUUGUGAAAAGGAGGAGAAAAAAUUUUAGAGUUGGUCUAAAGAUUGCAUGAAAGAAUUGAGUGACCUGAUUGAUGGUUUGAAGUUAGGCAGUGGAACAGGUGGUUUGAUGCCCAUUCUUCUAUUGGGCAUAAUGUAACUAUCCAACUUAAGGCGCAGAUGCUGACCUUUGUGGUGUUUGGAGAACUUUGGGCAUGUUGUUACUUAGCAUUUCUGGUUGAAUAUGCUUGCACCCCUGAAGAAGUUCAACAGCAUUUUCAGUCGUGCGGGACAGUUAACAGAGUCACUAUUCUGACUGACAAAUUUGGUCAGCCCAAGGGUUUUGCUUAUGUUGAAUUUGUGGAAGCGGAGGCUGUCCAAGAGGCUCUUCAGUUGAAUGACUCUGAGCUGCAUGGUCGUCAACUCAGGGUUGCAGCUAAGCGGACGAAUGUUCCAGGGCUGAAGCAAUUCCGUCCCGGGCGAUACAAUCCUUACAUGGCAUAUCCAUAUAGCAGGCCAUACAUGCCACCCUACUAUGCCUCCCCUUACGGAUACGGGAGGUUUCCUCGAUUCAGAAGGCCGAUGCGCUAUAGGCCCUACUUCUAACUAGUGAAUUCUUCACUUCGCUUGGUGCACUGAAUGUUUAUCCCUCAGGGUUUGCUUCUAAAUAUCAGAGGGGGGCUUGCUUCCAUAUUUGGUUACACUUUAUGUUGUUUAGUUGAUGGUUUAGGGCUAUAUGAUAACUUCUCUAUAGCAUGUAAUGCUUGUUGAAAUUGCUGAACGUUCCUGGAAGAAAUUUGCAACCUAUAAAUAUCUACUCGACAUUUAUGCUUUGGACAUAACGGAUGAUUUAUCCUUGUAAUCAGAUUUAACUAAUGUGAUGGUUUAGGUUUAUUCUUGAUCA